AUGUCAUUGAAAGCCGUCAUUCUCGUUGGUGGUCCUUCCAGAGCCACUCGCUUCCGUCCUUUGUCUCUCGACGUACCAAAACCUUUAUUCCCUGUCGCCGGUGCCCCCAUCAUCUCUCAUCAUUUGGCCGCUCUUACAAAAGUCGAAGGCCUUAAAGAAGUUCUUAUUAUCGGCUUCUUUGAAGAUAAUGUCUUUUCCCGCUUUGUCGAUGAUGCUGCAAACGAGUUCCCCAGCUUGAAUAUUCGCUAUCUUCGCGAGUAUCAAGAGUUAGGCACUGCUGGUGGUCUUUAUCACUUUAGAGACGAGAUCCUUCGUGGCAACCCUGAGCAGUUUUUCGUCAUCAAUGUUGAUAUCGCUUGCUCUUUCCCCUUGAAUGAGAUGAUCGAUGCUCAUAUGAAACAUCGUGGCGUAUGCACUAUGCUUGGUACAAAGGUACCUCGCGAGCAAGCCACCAAGUAUGGUUGUUUGAUUGCUAAAGCAGGCACCAAUGAAGUCAUGCACUAUGUCGAGAAGCCUGAGACAUUUAUUUCAGACACUAUUUCAUGCGGCGUGUACUUGUUUGAUACUUCAGUGUUCAACGAGAUGAAGAAGGCCAUUGAUCGCAAAAAGGAUUCCAUGGAAGAAAAUGAUUACCUUUGGACACCUUCCGAUGAUCGUUUACGUCUUGAGCAAGAUUUGUUGCGUCCUUUGUCCCAACAACACAAGCUCUACGUUUCCAUCACCGAAAAGUUUUGGCGACAAAUCAAGACAGCUGGUUCUUCGAUCCCUGCCAAUGCAGCUUAUCUUGAACAAAUGGCAAAGGAUUGCCCUGAAAAGCUCGCACAACAAAAGCCGGAUGGGCCCGAAAUCAUUGGUGCAGUUUAUAUUCAUCCAUCAGCACAUGUGGAUCCCACAGCCAAGAUUGGUCCAAACGUGUCGAUCGGCCCACGUGUCACCAUCGGUAAAGGUGUCCGUAUCAAGGAUUCCAUCAUCCUCGACAAUGUCCAAAUUGGCACUGCUAGUUGUAUCUUACAUUCGGUCAUUGGAUGGAACAGCAAGAUUGGUGCUUGGGCUAGAGUGGAAGGUAGCCCUGCUGGUGAUCACAAUAUUGAUAUGAUGAAGAACGGUGUCAAGAGCCAGAGCAUUACUAUUCUAGGCAAGGAGGUUUCCGUGAUGGAUGAAACUAUUGUACGCAAUUGUAUCGUUCUUCCCCACAAGGAGCUCAAAUCAUCAUACCAUAGCGAGAUCCUUAUGUAA
Molecule: messenger RNA, 1236 nt
Organism: Lichtheimia ornata
Lineage: Eukaryota; Fungi; Mucoromycota; Mucoromycetes; Mucorales; Lichtheimiaceae
Exons: 7
Coding region: 1-1236 (411 amino acids)
Biological process (GO): biosynthetic process
Cellular component (GO): cytoplasm
Molecular function (GO): transferase activity
Source: RefSeq, a predicted model, not a curated record